Messenger RNA from Cryptococcus amylolentus CBS 6039, 1110 nucleotides. RefSeq lists its product as hypothetical. The transcript has 2 exons. Lineage: Eukaryota; Fungi; Basidiomycota; Tremellomycetes; Tremellales; Cryptococcaceae. The coding region runs from base 1 to 1110 and encodes 369 amino acids. The record is from RefSeq and is a predicted model, not a curated record.
AUGCCCGCAACACCCGCAUCAAUCACCUCGCUUUCCAUCUUGCCUCCAGAGAUCCAGGCCCUUAUCUUCAAUUCAAUUCCCUUCUGCUGCUCCAAGCCCGAGCUUGCAAGCUUCAUCCGCGUGUCUCGCGACACGUACUCUCAACACGUUCGCGGCUUGUACGAGUGCAUCGAGCUCACCCGUCACAAUGCUUCGCCCUUCUUUCGAGAGUUUCUCUCCAACGAGCCCGUCAAGGAAGACUGGUCAAUCGAAAGGUGGCCGGUCGCUUGUCGUCCAGAUAGGUGCGACAAGCCGGCAGUUUUUCACUCUGGCGACUCGUUUAUAUCGAAACUGCACCUCUUCGGGUAUGUCAAGACGCUCAAGGCCCAAGAAGUCGAAGCCAUUGUGCACAUGAGACAGGCUGUGCGGUGGCUGGAGGUUUUUGAUCUCAACACCUACGUCGAGCACGUCCAGGAGGAAAAGCAAGAAAGAGAACUCCUUCGGCUGUUUCCCAACACUGAAAAGAUUGCUUUCGGACCCUCGGCCCUGUGGCAGCUCUCCGAGCAGCAGGUCUUUGUGGCGGCCCCGCACUGUACGCUCUACAAAGCUUGGCGGGCCAACAAAAAGCAUUAUUGCCUACACAUGCCCAACAAAGAAGACACCGCACUUUUCCACUCCAGUGGUAUCAUUCGACACGAGCUUCCAAACUUCAUGUCCAGUGGCGACACUUGUACCGUACACAAUGGAGACCCGAGCUACUUUAUUACACCCCCUGGCGACACUUCGCGACUCUCAGAGAGAGGCAUAGAGGCAAAAGAGAUCAAGAUGUUUGUCAAGCCCGGUGAGAAGGCGAAUGAGAACAGGAUAGACUCGCAGAAGACCAAGAUGCUCGCGUUCUUCAACAGCUAUCUCCCUACAGAAAUUGCGCGCUCUCGGGGCAGCACCCCCCAAUACGAGUCUCCCAAACAAUUUGUGUUUGCCAACGUCACGGGCAAUAAAGACGAGAUCUUGGAUGCUGCCAAGCGCAGCUGCGGGUCAGAUCCCGACCGUCUCGACCGGCUCCAGUCGGUCAAGAUCUUUGCCAAGGGAGACGCGUCUGUGACGCCUUGUGUGGUGUGCGGGGAGAUGUGA